Messenger RNA from Vitis riparia (riverbank grape), 597 nucleotides. RefSeq lists its product as uncharacterized. The record is from RefSeq and is a predicted model, not a curated record. NCBI's taxonomy places the organism in Eukaryota, Viridiplantae, Streptophyta, Magnoliopsida, Vitales, Vitaceae. The coding region runs from base 1 to 597 and encodes 198 amino acids. The transcript has a single exon.
AUGGCCUCUGAAAAUUUUGUGCAACCUGCAAUUCCACGUUUUGAUGGUCACUAUGACUAUUGGAGCAUAUUGAUGGAGAAUUUCUUACGAUCUAAAGAGUACUGGCAAGUAGUCUCUGGAGGGAUAGCAGAACCAGCAACGAACUCACCAAUGACGGAUGCGCAGAAAACAGAGAUUGAAGGACAGAGAUUAAAAGAUCUAAAGGCAAAGAAUUAUUUGUUCCAAUCUAUUGAUCACUCAAUCUUGGAAACUAUUCUGUGCAAGGACACCUCCCAGCAGAUUUGGGACUCCAUGAAGAAGAAGUACCAGGGAUCAACGAGGACCAAGAGGCAGCAGCUUCAAGCACUUCGAUUUGAGUUCGAAACUCUUCGAAUGAAGCCGGGAGAGUCAGUUUCUGAUUACUUCUCAAGAACAAUGGAAAUCAUCAACAAAAUGCGAAUUCAUGGCGAGAAGAUGGAGGACGUGGCUGUUAUUGAGAAAAUUCUUCGGUCAAUGACGCCAAAAUUUAACUAUGUUGUUUGUUCUAUUGAGGAAUUGAAAGACCUUGAUGAACUAUCAAUUGACAAGUUGCAAGGAUCUUUGUUAGUUCAUGAGUAG